Aphanomyces invadans is the source of this 720-nucleotide messenger RNA. RefSeq lists its product as hypothetical. The record is from RefSeq and is a predicted model, not a curated record. The transcript is spliced from 3 exons. Lineage: Eukaryota; Oomycota; Saprolegniomycetes; Saprolegniales; Verrucalvaceae. The coding region runs from base 1 to 720 and encodes 239 amino acids. Gene Ontology annotation, molecular function: nucleic acid binding.
AUGAGCACAUCCCACCGCCAGAGCCGUGAACUGAGAGACGUCGAGAAGCGUGAAGUUGCCACUGCGCUACAAGACUGUCUAUCCAAGGGCAAACUACCGCGCGGCACCAUCAAGGCGGCGGACGAGCGCUUUCAACUCCACCGUAGCACAGUCCGCCAAAUUUGGAGCCGCUAUAAGGAUGGGAUAACAAAGAAUCUCAAAGUCGGUCGCGUUGGUCCCAAGAAGCACUACACCAAGGAGGAAAUCGUCGCACUGAUUCGAGCCGUUCCACUAAACCAGCGCAACACUUUCAGAGAGCUCUCAAAAGCAACUGGCAUGUCAACGUUCAAACUCAGCCGCGCUCUCAAGAAUGGUGUCUUUCAACGUCGCUCAUCUCGACUGAAACCGCUUCUCACCAACGCCAACAAGCACGAACGCCUAGCCUUCUGCGGUGCUCAUAUCCCCAAGGCCGGCACACUACAAGAAUCCGAAUUUUCGGGCAUGUGGGACGUGGUUCAUCUGGACGAAAAGUGGUUCAAUGCGGACAAAGAUUGUCACAAGGAGUACCUCGUGGAAGGCGAAUUUUCGGGCAUGUGGGACGUGGAGUACCUCGUGGAAUGCGAAGAGGUCCAACGUCGAGCGUGCAAGUCCAAGCGGUUUAUCCCCAAGGUCAUGUUCCUGUGUGCUGUUGUUGCUCGGCCGCAAAUGGACGUCGGCUACGACGGAAAGAUUGGUCUGUGA